GAAAAUGAGAAGUGCUUCAAAGUUAAAUUUAAGAUGUGUGUGACUCACACUAGGUAGGUAUCACGUCUGAGGUAAUCCCCGGGCCUCAUAACCAUUGGUGAACCUUCUUUUAAAUUCAAUGUUAUAAGUGGAAAUGCAUCAUAUGGGCUAGAUGCAGAAAUAGAAACAAUGUCAAUUUUAAAAGACUUCAAAAUAAAAGGGACUGAAGUUCCAAACCACCAGAGCUCUGAUAAUGCUGAUGGGGGAUCUGGUGAAGAAAAGGAGAUUGCUGAGGAAAGGGUGAAACUAGAUCCAAUUCCUUCCUAUGCUGAGAUAGUGGCUGGAAUUGCGGAUCAGGAUACAUCUCUGAAGUAUAUCCCUGCGAUUGAGGUAAAUGGGAAUUUAGUUGCUCAAAUCACUGCAGAUGAUGUUAUUGAUUCAUCGGAUAUAUGGAAAACAACGAUUGUGUGUUGCAUUCUGGGGGCCAACCCACCCAUAGAAGUGGUUAAAGGAUAUGUUAAUCGUAUAUGGAAAGAUUUCCCUAUUGAUGUUGUGGAUGUGCUUAAGGAUGGACAAUAUAUUGUAACCUUCAAUAGAGAGGAUGAUAUGAAGGAAGUAACCAAAAGGAGAUACUAUUACUUUGACAAUAAACCAGUAUUUGUCCAACAAUGGAAACCAGGAAAGAAGAUCAAUGUUGAGGAUCUAACUGAUGUCCCAAUCUGGGUGCAAUUUCCUGACCUAGAUGUCAAAUACUGGAGUCUCUCGGGUCUAAGCAAGCUGGGUAGUCUCAUUGGGAAACCCAUAAAGAGAGACAAAUCAACUGCUAGGAAAACCAAAUAUGCUUAUGCCAGGAUUCAAAUUGAGGUUCGAGUCCACCAGGACUUCCCUAAGGAAGUUGUGUUUAUAAAUGAAGAUGGGAGAGCUAUAACACAAAGAAUUGACUAUGAAUGGAUUGUCCAGAAUGUCUGGACCCAGAAGAUGGAGGGCAGAUUUAUGUUCCAACUAUACAAGAAAUUGAAAAUGCUAAAACCUUUAUUGAGGGGACUGAAUAAGAGAAAAUUUGGCCAUAUUUACCAACAAUGUAAUCUGCUGAGGGAAGAGCUAAGCCAAGUACAAGAGGCACUCAGGUUGAACAUGAAGUGUGAACAUCUAAUAACAAAGGAGAUAGAAUUAAUCAAGGAAUUGACAUGGAAACUGAAGGCUGCUAGACUCAUGAAGAAUCAACAGGCUAAGCAAGAAUGGGUCCUGGAAGGGGAUAAAGACUCAAAACUCUUUCAUGCUUGGAUCAAGAAAAGGAGAAUGAAUAACCAUAUUAAUACUAUUAAGGAUUCAAAUGGGAAUCUGAUUGAAGGGAAGACAAACAUUGCUGGGGUGAUGGUGGAUUAUUUCCAGAAACUGUUGGGCAAGACAGAGUGGAUAGAAGACAUCCUUCAGGAGGUCAUUGGGGAAGGAAAAAUGCUCUGUGUGGAACAACAGCUAAAAUGCAUAGCUCCUGUAACUGAGGAGGAAAUAAAGAGAUAUGACCUUAUUGUGGCUUGUAGGGGUGAUCUCCCUUCUAUUGACUGUGUACUAGCUGCUGGCCUUAAUCAUUUCAAACAAACCACAAGGAGAACUAAGCUGAUCAACUCAGUCCUCUAUGGUAUUGCUGAUUUUUGGAGUAGGAUCUUUGUACUGCCAAAUUCAGUCAUGAGAAAGGUAAUGGCAUUGUGCAGAAAUUUCCUUUGGAGUUCUGGUCCAGUACACAGAAGAUGCCCCUUAAUCAAAUGGGAGGAAGUGUGCCUUCCCAAACAGGAGGGGGGGCUUGGGCUGAAAAAUCUGCUAUUCUGGAAUCAAGCUUGCUCAAUGAAACUCUUAUGGGAUAUUGCUAAUAAGAAGGACUCACUGUGGGUUAGAUGGGUGCACAGCAAAUACCUCAAGCAAGGAACAAUCUGGGAAUGCAAUGUGAAGAAUGAUGACUGUUACUACUGGAAAAAACUGAUCCAAAAUAGAAGGCUUUUUGUGGGGAUGAACACAGCCAAUGGCUACACUGUGAAGGAGGGCUACAACCGGCUUAAAGGAAUCAGGAUGAAAGUGGACUGGGCAGAGGUGGUCUGGAGCAGAUGGUCAGUACCCAAGCAUCAGAUUAUUGCCUGGCUCAUAUGGAAAGGGAGGAUCCAAACAAAGGAUAGGCUUAGCAAAUUCCUACCUAUCGAUACCACGUGUGUGCUAUGUGAAAAAGAGAUGGAAUCUGCUGAUCACAUUUUCUGCUCUUGUACAUAUGCUAAAGCAAUUCAUGAGAAUAUGGCAAGUGUGCUUAAUGUUGAAAUGCAGGCUGAUUCCGUUAAGGAACUGGGGAAGAAGAUGGAGCUGGGAAGAGGCAGGAAAUAGAAAUGGCGCAUGGCUGCAUACAUUACAGCAUGUUGCUAUUUUAUCUGGAAGGCUAGAAACGAGAAGAUUUAUAAGGGCAAAAGAAUCAAGGAGGAAUUUACAUUUCGGUGUAUUAGUGAAAUUGUUGGUUUAUCACUUGAGGGUAAAAGGGUAGGGAAAAGGAUUUAGAUGGUUUUUGGAGUUGUUAGAUUGGUUUAGUCUGUAUGGGGUUAGUCUAUUGUUAUUACUGUUGUGUUUGGAAUAAAGAUUUAUUUGUGCU
Molecule: messenger RNA, 2605 nt
Organism: Cuscuta campestris
Lineage: Eukaryota; Viridiplantae; Streptophyta; Magnoliopsida; Solanales; Convolvulaceae
Source: the annotation of a GenBank genome assembly